AUGUCAGAAAGAACCACUCUUAAACAGGGAAGCUGCACAUGGGACAUGGGCCAAUACUAUGCAAGCCAGCCGCAACCGCUGGGUAAGAUGGCGAGGAGGGGACGCGAUACACAGUUUAUUCUGCUGACAGAUGGCAGGAGCAACCCUCGCUGUCGAAAUGUUCCGAAUGGGGCAAUUGAGUCAAUAACUACUGAGUACGGAGGUGUGCAGUCCAAGCAGGAAAGCGCGAACGAGAUGAGAAGAUACGUCAGAACCAGAAGCCACGCGUCGCAGAGAGAAAAGAAGAAGCCUACUUCAUCCCGCGCACCUGGUUCAGACGGGCAGUGGGGCGGAAUGAGAAAACGAAAGAGGUUGCAGGACGAGCAAGGGUCAAAGUUGGAAGUUUCGAAUACUCAGUCAACGGACGGGAAGGCAGUCGCCGUGCACUUCUUGAGGGGAGGAGCCGUCUUUCUCCAGAUCCAAAAUACGGGAGACUCACAACAAGCCGCCUUUGGCAUCCGGUUUUCAACCCAUGGCAGUUUACGUCGAUACCACGGCCCUUUCCACGUUCUCCCGGGCCAAAUGCUUACGCGUUUGAAUCCGAAAGACGAGCACAGAAAUUGCAAAGGAUUCCAAAUGAACGCUGGUCGUGGGAGGGGCCGCAUGCGAGCCACCGUGUCUCAGUCCAAAGGCCAAGGUUAUGCAGCACCUCGCUUUCUUGCUUCUGGGCUGGAUGGUUUGUCUGGCUUGGCGCUUCUCCCUUCAUAUUCGACAUUCAAUGCAAAAGACGGAGGGCUGUGGAUUGGUUACCUGGCGGCCGGAACGCCUCUGCGGGCCCAUGUUGCAUUCGGCCGCCCCCCGACGUAUUUGCAGGUUUUCAGCUCCAACAUUAAAGAGGAAGGAGAGUAG
This is a messenger RNA of Sporothrix schenckii 1099-18, 888 nucleotides long. RefSeq lists its product as uncharacterized. The record is from RefSeq and is a predicted model, not a curated record. Lineage: Eukaryota; Fungi; Ascomycota; Sordariomycetes; Ophiostomatales; Ophiostomataceae. The transcript has 3 exons. The coding region runs from base 1 to 888 and encodes 295 amino acids.